Rotaria sp. Silwood2 is the source of this 471-nucleotide messenger RNA. Lineage: Eukaryota; Metazoa; Rotifera; Eurotatoria; Philodinida; Philodinidae. The record is from the annotation of a GenBank genome assembly.
AUGGGCAUCAUCACAACAACUGCAUCAAUAGAACAACAGAUGAUCACUGGACUUCGAUCUAUGGAUAUUCUAAAGAUUUUUCGUGAUCAUGAACUAUUAAAUCAAAAUGAUUUAAAUGAAGAAAUAAAAUCAUUGAUUCGUGAAUGUACACUUGUGACAUCAAAAUUAACUGGUCUAGGAAAAUCGACUUUUAUUCGUCAGACUGUCACAAAAUCAUUACCAAGAGAAACUCCUAUCUAUAUUGAAAUCGAUGCAUCACCUGAUUCUUCACUAUCUGAAAUUUUAUUAUUUCGUCAUAUUAAAACAGUUUCUGUAUUCUAUCGUUUAUUUACAGGUUUUUCACGACGUGAUUAUUUUCUUUGUAAAUAUGUUCCAAAUAAAACAAUUCGAAUGGAUCUUGCUCAGACUCUUCUGCAAUCAUCAAAUCAAUUUACGUCACUUUCGGUAGAAGCUAUUCGUCGACAACAAUGA